AGAUGUCAGCCUCCAUUACUUCUUGCUUUGUUUUUAUGCUAACAUAACUUCAAAAAGAUUAGACUGGGAGGUGUAUUCUGGUUCCCGCGCGCAACAGAAAAGUUAUCAUGAAGGUUGUUAACGUUGUCGUUUUGGCUGCCUUUCUUCUUUUGGAUUGUUAUUACUUUUUGCGUAUACUCUUCGUUGUUCUUCAUGCAAAGCUGGUAGCGCAGAGAAAGUCUCCACUAGAUGUAUUUGUUACUCGAGGUGUAUGUUUGACAACAGACUUGGACUGUAGCUGCCACAUGAACAACGCACGCUAUCUCCGGGAGUUAGAUUUUGCGAGGACGCACAUGUUGUUCAGUAGUGGCCUAUGGAAAACACUCAAGCACCUCAAGGCUGGAGUCGUUGUUGGUUCAAACACUAUCCGAUACAGGAGAGAAAUAAAUUUAUUUCAGUUAUAUAACAUACAUACACAAAUAAAGUAUUGGGAUGAGAAAUCACUCUACAUAGAGCAGCGAUACAUAAACACUAAAGAUAAAUUUGUCUUUGCCAUUGCUAUCAUCUGUUUUAGAGUUUUGAGGAGUACACCCAGGGAAGUUUUAAGAGAGCAUGGACACAUCUCUAUCGACUCCCCAGAAAUGCCAGAAGACAUUGCACUGUUUGUGAAGUACAAUGAGGCAUCAAGUGCCAUGCUCAGAAGUGAGACAAAGUCAGAGUAACUUGAGAAUUCAGUGUUUACAAUUGCUAGUCUGGUAUUAAGGACCUCACUAUGCACAUUUAAAUGAUACAUUGUAUGUGAUAUAUUUCUACUUGAUCAUACCCAUAUCAGUUGUAUGGGAAAGUAUGUUAUUUGCUAUAAUUUGCUAUUUUAUAACCCGGGGGGGGGACUGGUAGAGGAAUUGUUAAAGGAAUACUUUACUCUAGAAUUUGAGAGUAUAUUAUGAUAGUAGAUUUAUAAAUAAUAGC
Messenger RNA from Priapulus caudatus, 948 nucleotides. Its product is annotated as protein THEM6-like. The coding region runs from base 108 to 701 and encodes 197 amino acids. The transcript is spliced from 4 exons. The record is from RefSeq and is a predicted model, not a curated record. NCBI's taxonomy places the organism in Eukaryota, Metazoa, Priapulida, Priapulimorpha, Priapulimorphida, Priapulidae.